Molecule: messenger RNA, 1012 nt
Organism: Anastrepha obliqua
Lineage: Eukaryota; Metazoa; Arthropoda; Insecta; Diptera; Tephritidae
Product: phosphatidylethanolamine-binding protein homolog F40A3.3-like
Exons: 3
Coding region: 146-679 (177 amino acids)
Source: RefSeq, a predicted model, not a curated record
AGUUGCUUGUCCGCUUGCGCUUAAUUUAUCAAAUCUUAAAAUAAUACGUAGAUUAUUUUCGCACUGAUUACAGUUGGCGAUAUAAAUAAUGUUUCUUCAGUACCGACAUUUAGUUUAACUAGGAAAAACAGUUAAAGAACAAGUAAUGGAGGCGAACGGCAUUAUUCCGGACAUUAUCGAUACCAAACCCAAAGCACUACUGGAGGUGAACUAUCCCAGUGGUGUGAAGGCGGAUUUGGGUAAAGAACUCACUCCAACUCAGGUAAAAGAUCAACCCACAGUUACUUGGAAAGCGGAGAGCGAUGCUUUAUACACUUUGGUAAUGGUAGACCCAGAUGCACCAUCGCGUGCUGAACCAACAUAUCGUGAAAUUUUGCACUGGCUUGUAAUCAAUAUUCCAGCCAAUAAAGUAGCUGAAGGUCAAACAGUCGCUGAAUACGUUGGUUCUGGCCCUCCAGAAGGAACUGGUCUGCACCGCUACAUCUUUCUAGUCUUCAAACAGCCAGCCAAGAUUGAUACUACAAAAUUUAUUUCCAAAACGUCUCGUGAAGGUCGCCUUAAAGUGAAGACAAGAGAUUAUAUUGCCAAGUAUAAUUUGGGUGAACCGGUUGCUGGAAACUUCUACCAGGCACAAUACGAUGAUUAUGUGCCCAUAUUAAAAGCGCAAUUUACUGAGUGAUUUUAGUAGCUACAAGUAGAAAAUCACAAAACGAUUUAAUUUGUAUACUUACACAUCACAGAACUUUAUUCAAAGCCUCUUAUGCCAAUUAUCUACUGUUCGACUGCAUCAGCCAAAUUAAUGUCCUCUCAAUAAUAAUAAAUUAUAAGAUGAAUUAUGUAGGCACGAAUAUUUCUAUCUCUUGUGUGAGGCUCUAGACGGCGCCAAUUUCUGGCAGAAGAAUACGUGCUUGACCAAUAUUAUCGUUACCACAGAAAUAAAAACUACCUAGAAAUUAUUUAAGUUCAAUUAAAAUCUGUUUAUUAAUUUUUUUUUUAUUUUGCUAUAAAAAUA